CCUCACCUCUUUACAGAUCACCAGCACAAUGGCCGAGUACUACUUUAACAUGGACGAUGGCUACUUUGAGGGCCUUGUCCGUGGUUUCCGCUCGGGUCUGCUCCGUCGCAGCGACUACAUGAACCUGUGUCAAUGCGAGACCCUUGAGGACCUCAAGCUGCAUCUGCAGACCACCGACUACGGCAACUUUCUGGCCAACGAGCCCUCGCCCCUGGCCGUCUCCACCAUCGAUGAGAAGCUCAAGGAGAAGCUUGUCACCGAGUUUCGCCACAUUCGCAACCAGGCCGUCGAGCCCCUGGCCACUUUCCUUGACUACAUCACCUACGGCUACAUGAUUGACAACGUCAUUCUCCUCAUCACCGGCGCCAUGCACGACCGCGACGUGGCCGAGCUCCUGCCCAAGUGCCAUCCCCUCGGUGUCUUCCCCGAGCUCAAGGCCCUGACCAUUGCCCCCACCCCCGAGGAGCUGUACAACCAAGUCCUCGUCGAUACCCCCAUCGGUGACUACUUUUUGAAGUGCGUCGACCGUGCCGACCUCGACGAGCUCAACGUCGAGCUCAUCCGCAACACCCUCUACAAGGAGUACCUUGAAGACUUUUACCGCUUUUGCGAAAAGACCGGCGAUGCCACUGCUGAAGUCAUGUGCCCCAUUUUGGGCUUUGAGGCUGAUCGCCGCGCCUUUAACAUCACCAUCAACUCCUUUGGCACUGACCUCACUUCCGAGGACCGAUUAAAAUUGUACCCCCGCAUCGGCCGCCUCUAUCCCGAGGGUCUGACGCUCCUCUCCGCUUGCAACGACUAUGACGAGGUUGUCCGUGUGGCCGAGUACUACGCCGAGUACCGCAACAUGUUCGAUGGUGUUGGCAUGGGUGCCAGCGAGCGAACCCUUGAGGACAAGUUCUUCGACUGUGAGGCCAAGAUGAACGUCAAUGCUUUCAUGUUCCAGUUCCAGUACGGUGUCUUCUACGCCUUUAUCAAGCUCAAGGAGCAGGAGGCGCGCAACAUUGUCUGGAUCUCAGAGUGCAUUGCGCAGAAGAACAAGAGCAAGGUCGAUCACUACAUCAACCUGCUGGAUUAGGUCUCUUUCUCGUUCUUUGUCCCUUGUAUAACCAAAUCCCAUGCGUGCUCGACCCGAAUUCGACGAAGAUUCAGUCGCAUCUAGCUUGCAUUGCAGGCCCCAUCAACUAGUCCCUACUCGCCAAUGUCGGGCUCCCAGCCCGUGUGUUGGCUCCGCUCUCCUUGGUCUAGCUGUCGUCCAAUCCGCUUUCGCUUGCACGGGUUCCAGUCCAACCCAGGCGUGAACUCUCUGUGUGUGCUUCACGCUUCGGGGUAUCGUUUCUUCUGCUUGUAUCCUGUUACCUUACACUUGCUACCUCGUCCACGUUGAUGCUGGUCGAGUCUGGGUCUGCCCUUUGUGAUUUUCUUUUCUUGCUUACAAAUCUACCAGUGAAGUC
Molecule: messenger RNA, 1454 nt
Organism: Monosiga brevicollis MX1
Lineage: Eukaryota; Choanoflagellata; Craspedida; Salpingoecidae
Exons: 8
Coding region: 29-1078 (349 amino acids)
Biological process (GO): vacuolar transport; vacuolar acidification; proton transmembrane transport
Cellular component (GO): early endosome; proton-transporting V-type ATPase, V0 domain; lysosomal membrane
Molecular function (GO): proton-transporting ATPase activity, rotational mechanism
Source: RefSeq, a predicted model, not a curated record